This is a messenger RNA of Carlito syrichta (Philippine tarsier), 3070 nucleotides long. It is a transcript of the gene DRD1, whose product is annotated as dopamine receptor D1. Gene Ontology annotation, molecular function: G protein-coupled receptor activity; dopamine neurotransmitter receptor activity, coupled via Gs. Lineage: Eukaryota; Metazoa; Chordata; Mammalia; Primates; Tarsiidae. Gene Ontology annotation, cellular component: plasma membrane. The coding region runs from base 62 to 1417 and encodes 451 amino acids. The transcript has a single exon. Gene Ontology annotation, biological process: G protein-coupled dopamine receptor signaling pathway; vasodilation; adenylate cyclase-activating adrenergic receptor signaling pathway. The record is from RefSeq and is a predicted model, not a curated record.
CAGACCCCUGCCUGGGACCUCGAGGGCAGUCGGAGCCCCGAAGGCGCUGUUCUCCAGGAGGAUGAGGACUCUGAACACCUCCACCAUGGCCGGCGCCCCGGGGCUGGCGGGGAAGAGGGACUUCUCGGUCCGCAUCCUCACAGCCUGCUUCCUGUCGCUGCUGAUCCUGUCCACCCUCCUGGGGAACACGCUGGUCUGUGCUGCCGUCAUCAGGUUCCGACACCUGCGGUCGAAGGUGACCAACUUCUUCGUCAUCUCCCUGGCUGUGUCAGACCUCUUGGUGGCCGUCCUGGUCAUGCCCUGGAAGGCGGUGGCCGAGAUCGCCGGCUUCUGGCCUUUCGGGUCCUUCUGUGACAUCUGGGUGGCCUUUGACAUCAUGUGCUCCACCGCCUCGAUCCUCAACCUCUGUGUGAUCAGCGUGGACAGGUACUGGGCCAUCUCCAGCCCCUUCCGGUACGAGAGGAAGAUGACCCCCAAGGCAGCCUCCACCCUGAUCGGCGUGGCGUGGACCCUGUCCGUGCUCAUCUCGUUCAUUCCCGUGCAGCUCAGCUGGCACAAGGCGAAGCCCCCGGGCCCCUCGGCCGGGAACGCCACGUCCCUGGGCGAGCCCAUCGACAACUGCGACUCCAGCCUGAGCAGGACCUAUGCCAUCUCAUCCUCCGUCGUCAGCUUUUACAUCCCCGUGGCCAUCAUGAUUGUCACUUACACCAGGAUCUACCGGAUUGCCCAGAAGCAGAUACGGCGCAUCUCGGCCUUGGAGAGGGCGGCGGUCCACGCCAAGAACUGCCAGACCACCACGGGCAAUGGGAAGCCGGUCGAGUGUCCUCAGCCGGAGAGUUCUUUUAAGAUGUCCUUCAAAAGGGAGACCAAAGUUCUGAAGACCCUGUCGGUGAUCAUGGGGGUGUUUGUCUGCUGCUGGCUCCCCUUCUUCAUCUUGAACUGCAUCCUGCCCUUCUGUGGGUCUGGGGAGACCCAGCCUUUCUGCAUCGAUUCCAUCACCUUUGACGUGUUUGUGUGGUUUGGGUGGGCUAAUUCCUCCCUGAACCCCAUCAUUUAUGCCUUUAAUGCUGAUUUUCGGAAGGCAUUUUCCACCCUCCUUGGAUGCUACAGACUCUGCCCCGCGACCAGUAAUGCCAUCGAGACAGUGAGCAUUAAUAACAACGGGGCCGUGAUGUUUUCCAGCCAUCAUGAGCCACGAGGCUCCAUCUCCAAGGAGUGUAAUCUGGUUUACCUGAUCCCGCAUGCCGUGGGCUCCUCCAGUGACCUGAAGAAGGAGGAGGCGGGGGGAAUAGCCAAGCCUUUGGAGAAGCUGUCCCCGGCCCUGUCGGUCAUCUUGGACUAUGACACCGACGUCUCUCUGGAGAAGAUCCAACCCAUCACACAAAAUGGACAGCACCCAACCUCAACUCCUGGGUGAACCCUGCCACGCAUGCUCAUCCCGAAAGCUAGAGGCGAUUUCUCUGGGGCUUGCUGUUGGGAAACUAAGGUAGGGUGAGACUCGGAGGUGUCAGGAGAGCCCUCUGCUGCUUUCCAACACACGACAAACUCUCUUUUCAAAUACAUUCCGGUGUGUUUUCUGUGUUGUUCAUAGUCAAUCCAACAGGAACACUACAAACAUGGAAGGCUACAAAAGUGUUUUUAGAAACUUAUCCUUAUCUUAGGACUCAAAAAGUAGGGCAAGGAAUCAACGACGGACAGUUUCACUUAACAAUCCAACCUUUCUGGGAAGGAAACAAGAAGGGGUGAGUUUGCAGUAAUACAAACAGGUGCUAACACUGUUCCAGGCAAAGUUUUCAGAUUGUAAAAGGUAGGUGCAUGCCUUCAUGACUCAUUUCUGAAAGAUAAUCGAGGCUUACAUUAGGAAUGGGAAUUUUUUCUUCUUCUGGAAUUGAGAGAUGCUCUGUUGAUACCGGUUUUAUUUAUUUAUUGUAUUAUAUGGAUAUUUUUAAUUUAUUAUAAUAAAUCUAUAUUUAUCAUAUUUAAUAGGAUACACUGUUGAGUUAUCUGAGACCUUCCAACCACGUUUUUGUUCAUUUAACUAGCACUUUAUAAGCCAAUGAAACGAACAUAGACUCUGUGAGAUUCUAAACGCUCUUGUGUAACUUUUGGAGACACAGCAAAGACGGAUAGGAAAAAACGUUAUGGCCACGAAUAAAUAUGAAGUGAGCAUUGACAAGUGCUGUGAAGGCUUUCCUUUUUUCCUGAAAAGAUUUUGAAAAACCUUUUUAAAAGCCUAGUUACCAUUGUGUUCAACAUUUUUUCUUUUAAAUGACAAAGACUUUCCCCCGGGGCCUUUGCAGUUCUGUAAAUAUCUGAACUAAAAACCAAUUUCAGAGAAACCCAACUUUAAAUUUAUGAUCUUAGGUGGUAAUAAAAAGUAUAUGCUGCUUUGUACUUAUGUAAAAUAAUUGGCCUCUCUGUUUUUUCUCAUUUCGUGUGUCAGAUAGCUUUUCUGAACCAAACAAAUGACUUUCCUGGAUAGAGAGGUAUAGUGCAGAUGGUGGUUCACGGCAGCCCCACUGUUGGACAAAAGCAAACCCUGCGUCUUCAUCUUGUCAGAUCAAACUAAGCCACUCAGCAGGGCUACUUUUUGCAGCACUUUAAUCUGAACUUAGAACUGCUUUAAAAAAAAAGAGUCUUUAAGUGUUAAUGGUAUACUAACGCGUAGUGCCUCAUUAUCGUACUAAGACACUUCUAUGGGUGGAAGAAACAGGAGAACCCUUCUCUUUGGGUGUGUUAAGUACCCCAAAGCCAUCAGCAAAUACUUUGUGCUUUGGAAUCAAGUUUCCAUGUCAUCGCCCGGACUGUAAAAAGUACCAUAAGCCUCCCUUGCCAGAUGCGAACUCGUGUGAGGCAUUUCAGCAGUUUCUUUGAAAUGUUUACAAAGUAUUUUUCUUGAUAAGCAAUUUACUGAACAUUUAGAUGAAAUUGGUGAAAAGAACAAAAAAAUCUACAGAAAAAUAUCUCCUGCAUCAGGUCUGUGUUCUUUAUGUAUUGUGAAUGUUUUCUUAAUUUUAUUGGCUGUAUGCUUUCUUACAUAUAAUAAAAAUAUUUUGUGAACUCAAAUCAA